GUGUGGAGAGAGAGAGUGAGCCGAAGACUCAGUCCCAACAGCUUCACUCCUCCUCUGCCAGCGCACAUCUGCUGCUGAGGAGAUGGGACACUGAUCCAGAGAGGAGCAUUAAUGCCUUGGAGAUUGCUCUGUGCAGCAUGGCUGACUGCACCGGUGUGCUGUGAGAGGAGAAGUGGACCAACAUCUCCAGCUGGAGACUAUUUAUGUUUACCCUCUCUUUGCUUGAGCUGGUGCUUUCUCUGAAACCUGGGGUGAUGUCCCACUGCUGGUGCAGGCAGGUCCUGCUCGGUGUGGAACUGGGCAUGCUGGUGGCAGUCCUGGUGGCCGGCAGUGCAGGACAGAUGCAUGACAGGAGGGAGGCAGGGUCGUCCUGCUACGGAGGAUUUGACCUCUACUUUGUUUUGGACAAGUCAGGCAGUGUGCAACAUUACUGGAAUGAGAUAUAUUACUUUGUUGACCACCUGGCUCAUAAGUUUAUCAGUCCUCAGCUACGGAUGUCCUUUAUUGUGUUUUCAACAGAGGGGAGGAUUCUCAUGGCACUAACAGAAGACAGAGACCAGAUUCGGGCCGGACUGGAAGAGCUGCGCAUGGUGCAGCCAGGUGGAGACACCUACAUGCACAGAGGUUUUCAAAGAGCCAGCGAGCAAAUAUACUAUGGGACUGGCGAUGGUUACCGGACAGCCAGUGUUAUCAUCGCUCUGACGGACGGUGAACUGAGAGAAAAUCAGUUUGACCUGGCACAAAGAGAGGCUAGCAGAGCGCGCCAGUUAGGUGCCACUGUCUACUGUGUGGGAGUGAAAGACUUCAAUGAAACCCAGCUUUCAACAAUAGCUGACAGUAAGGACCACGUCUUCCCUGUGAAUGAUGGAUUUGAGGCGCUACAAGGGGUCAUUGACUCGAUUCUGAAGCGAUCCUGCAUCGAGAUCCUGGCUGUGGAGCCGUCCAGCAUCUGUGAAGGAGAAUCUUUCCAGGUGGUCAUUAAAGGAAACGGUUUCCUUCACGCCCGAGACGUACAGAAAGUUCUCUGCAGUUUUCGCAUCAACGACACAGUCACUUUAAUGAAAAGACCUUUGGUGGUGAGAGAUACGUACCUUUUGUGCCCAGCUCCUGUUCUGGAAAAAGUGGGAACGUCUGCCACGCUCCACGUCAGCAUGAAUAACGGCCUGAGCUUCAUAUCAAGUUCCGUCACAAUCACUGCAGUCACUUGUUCUGAUGGGACGUUUGUGGCCAUCGCUCUGCUCAUCCUGCUGCUCCUGCUCACCAUCCUCCUGCUCUGGUGGUUCUGGCCUCUGUGCUGCACUGUGGUAAUUCAUGAGCCUCCGCCUCCAGUAAUAGAGGACGUGUCUGAUGAUGAGGACGGUUUUCCGAAGAAAAGGUGGCCCACAGUGGAUGCCUCGUAUUACGGAGGACGUGGAGUCGGAGGCAUCAAGAGAAUGGAGGUCCGAUGGGGAGAUAAAGGCUCGACUGAAGAGGGAGCGAAACUGGAAAAAGCUAAAAACGCUCGAGUUGUAAUGCCUCCAGAAGAGUUUGAGCCACCACGACCUUACUACAAUGGACACAAAUCUAUCCCCUCUCAGAAGUGGUACUCUCCCAUCAAGGGCAAACUGGAUGCGCUGUGUGUAUUCCUGAGAAAAGGCUAUGACAGAGUGUCUGUGAUGCGACCUCAUCCUGGAGACAAGGGCAAGUGCAUAAACUUCACCCGAAGCAAAUCCUACCCUCCUCCUCGCUACCCAAUCUACAACCAUCCCUCCACGCCUGUCUACUCUUUGCCCCACAGUUUCCGCCAUCACCCUUCAGAGGGCGACCACAUCUUCAAUUUGCCCCCUUCGCCAACUUCAACGCUCCCCCCUUUGCCGUCCACUCCUCCCCCGUCCUCAACCACCCCUCCCAUGUACACACCACCUCCCAACAGAGCACUGCCCCCUUCCAACAUGAGCUCACUCUCUGCACCUCCGUCUCCAAAUGGCUCCCUACCACCUCCACCUCAGAGUCCACCUCCAUGCAGAGCACCUCCUCCAUCACGCCCUCCUCCACGUCCCAAUCAUGAGAACCACUGGUGAUUAAAAAACAAAAAGAUGAGGAGAGGGAUCCAAGCUCAGGAUGGAAACCUGAAAGGAACUUCUCACUGCGCCUCUAUCCAAACAGAGAGACAGUAUAAUGUUGCCGUAUGAGGCUGCAGCUGGUGAUUCAACUCCUGCACCGUCUGUUUUCCUCAACAAGGGGCUCACGCAUGAUGUGCCAUGAACUAUGACUUUUUUUAAGUCUAGAAAAUGAAUAUUUAGUGUAGCAAGCACAGCUUUGGUUAUUAAAUGCUAUUGGAGCUCAGCAGCAAAGUAUUCAUGUUUAAAAUAUUUCAACCAGACACAUUGCUCAGGCAUUGUGAUGUGCUAUGGAGUGGCAUAAAUUUGCAUUUUCACCUUUGCCUGAUGCAAAUCUUUUUAUGUAAAACAAAUCUUUUACUGUUUUGCACAAGCAGCAGAAAAUCCAGUGGCUCAGUAACUGCGUCAUGUGUUUUAUACAUGCAAGUCUGUUUGGCAAGCGUUGUUUUGUAAAAUGUAUAUUGUGUGAAUGAAUAUUCAUUAAAUUACAGAAAUAUACAGUUCACAUUA
This is a messenger RNA of Plectropomus leopardus (leopard coralgrouper), 2609 nucleotides long. RefSeq names its product ANTXR cell adhesion molecule 1b (gene antxr1b). Gene Ontology annotation, molecular function: transmembrane signaling receptor activity. Gene Ontology annotation, cellular component: plasma membrane; cell surface. The record is from RefSeq and is a predicted model, not a curated record. NCBI's taxonomy places the organism in Eukaryota, Metazoa, Chordata, Actinopteri, Perciformes, Serranidae.